Molecule: messenger RNA, 1809 nt
Organism: Phragmites australis (common reed)
Lineage: Eukaryota; Viridiplantae; Streptophyta; Magnoliopsida; Poales; Poaceae
Product: pentatricopeptide repeat-containing protein At3g02490, mitochondrial-like
Exons: 1
Coding region: 1-1809 (602 amino acids)
Biological process (GO): RNA splicing
Molecular function (GO): protein binding
Source: RefSeq, a predicted model, not a curated record
AUGCUCCGCGCCGCCCUCACCUCCGGCGGCGGCCGCGGCCGCCACCUCCCAGCUCUACUCCCCCACCACCGCCUCCUCUCCGGGUCCUCCAUUGCCGCCCUCUUCUCCCAGCCCUCCCCGCCUGCGGAUCCCUCCGCCGCGAUCCAGUCCGCCGGCGUCGACCUCUCCCACGCGGACACCAUCCCCGCGCUCCUCCUCGACCCGGACCUCGCCGGGAACUACCCGGCCGCCUCCCGCUUCUUCUCCUGGGCCGCCUCCCUCCCCGCCUCCGCCGCCGCCCUCAACUCCAAGUCCUUCAACUCCAUGCUCCAGCUCGCCGCCGCGAACGGCGACGCCGACCGCUUCUGGUCCCUCGUCGCCUCCAUGCGGUCCAAGGGCUACGGCAUCUCCAAGCCCGCCUUCCGGGCCGCCUCCGAGAGCUUCCGGGCCAAGGACAUGGCCAGGGACGCCGACCUGCUCCAGGAGGCCUACGCCGCGCACGCCAGGAACGCGGCGGCCGCGGAGGUGUGCAAGGUUCUCCGGGCGCAGGACAAGGAUGAGUCCUCGAAGCUGACCAUGCUGAGUGAGCUAGGCGUUGAGGUGACUGAUGAGCUGGUUGCAUUGGUGAUGGAGAAGGUGGGGCAGCUCCCGCGGCAGGCGAUGGUGUUCUUCCGUUGGGUGGAGCAGCUGGCCGGGGCAGGGAUCAGUUGGGGCAAGGUUUACAAUGCGAUGGCUAGGGCUCUUGGACGGGAGGAUUGCAUCGAGGAGUUCCGGGAGGUCCUGCGGAAGAUGCGGGGUAAGGGGCUUCAGAUGGAUAGAGAUGUGUAUGUUACUGUCACCCACAGAUUCCUCAAGAGGAAGAUGGUUGAGGAUGCGGUGGACUUGUUCCGGUUCAUGACGGGCAGGCCGGAGAAGCUCUCAACAGAGGAUUUCGUCUUCUUGUUGAAGAAGGUUGUGCUGACUGGUGAUUUGGAUCUGAAGUUGGUGACGAGGGUCGUGCGGUACUAUCGGAAUGCGGGCAAUGAGGUGAAAGCCUCGGCCUUCGAUGCUGUUCUCAAGUCGUUGAGGAGUGUAGGGAGGCUUGGGGCGAGUGGCAGAGUUCUGAGGGCGAUGGAGGAAGGUGGCUUCGCACCGGAUUGUGCUGACCAUAAGAAAGCUGUUCUUGCAAUGUGUAACGCUGCGAAUCUGGAAGAAGCACAUAAGUAUUUGGCUAAUGUGGAAGAGUCUGGGUAUAAGUUGGGUCCAAAGAUAUGGUCUUGUUUAGUUCAGAAGUAUUCUCUUGGUGAAAAUGUUGAUAAGGCAGUGUCAUGCUUCCACGAAAUGUUUGAAAGAAGCGACAAUGAAGAUAUGGGUUCUGCUCUUGAGGUGCUGGUUUCUGGAUUAUACAAGAAGAAAGGAGCAAAGGAAGCAUUCAAAGUUCUGAAGAACCUGGUUUCAGAGAAGGCUGUGGUUCCUUGGCAAACUACUUACAAGUAUUUGAUCCACAAGUUGAUUCGUCAAGGGUAUCAGAAAGAAGCAUUUGAAGUGCUAAGUUUAAUGAAAAGUAACGGCUUUCCACCUUUUAUUGAUCCAUGUAUCGCACAAAUUUCAAAGUCCGGGACGGUGGAUGAUGCCCUGGGUCUGCUGAAUGCAAUGUCUUCGAAGGCAUUCCCAUCAAGAACAGUUUAUGUGCACUUGUUUCAAGCUUUGUUCAAAGAAGGGAGGCAUGAAGUUGCACAGCAGCUGCUUUCCCAGUCUCCUGCUAGUAUCCAAAACCAUGCUGAUGUUUGUGAUAUUUUCGAUAGGAUGAAGCUUGAAGAACCUGCUGCAGCAGCUUUGGCAGACGGUUGA